UGUCUCUCCAUUCUGUCUUUCUUUAAAACAAAGUUUAGAAAUAAAAAAAAAAAGACACACACACAAAGAUGAUGAGCCAUUUUUGCGGCUGCAACAAGUUUAUGAUGAUCAUCAUGUUCUUGAUGUUCAUAUUCUCUUUCUUCCUCGGAACUCCGGUGGUGGCCGGACGUGAGAUUAAUCCGUUGGUGGAACUGUCAAGCAGAGAGGACUUGGUGCAAAUGGCUGGAUAUGGAGAGGAUAGGCUCUCCACUGUCCUGGUUAGCGGUACGCUUCUUUGUGAGGACUGUUUGGAUGAUCAAAAAACUCCACUCCAUCCACGUCCCGUGUCAGGUGCUUCGGUUGCUGUUUCAUGCCUCGUAUGUCGUAAGACGAAAAAAUCAAUUUUGAUACGAGGCACCACAGAUGAAUAUGGAGACUUUCUCAUCGAUCUUCCUUCCCACCUCCAUGCAAUUCCAAACUUGGAAAAGAUAUGUCUGGUUAGAGUUCUUCAACUACCAAAGGACUCCCUAUGCCGUCCAGAUCCAGCCUUCACCGGUAAACACAAAGCAAUAAAAUUGUCAUCAGUGGGGAAUGGCAUCCGUACCUACACAGCUCAAAGGAUACAUUUGACACAAAAACCUUCAGAGGCAUGCACCUCCAACACAAGAGACGGUAAAGAAGAGAUGGUAUAUGCCUAGUGACAAAAAGUUACAUGGCCACAGCUCAUUUGGAUGGCGCUUCAGUCACAACAUUGAGUUGUGUGGAGUUAUCCUACUUGCCAAUUAGUCAUGUAAAAUUCAUGUGUGUGUGUGUGUGUGUGUGUGAGAGAGAGAGAGAGAGAGAGAGAGAGAGAGAGAGAAGGUAUAUAUAUAUAUAUAUAUGUAUGUAUGCGUGUGUGUGUAUGUAAAGUACAAUACUUCUCAUUUGAAUAUACUUUGUGUGCACACGGUAACUUUCUUCCGUGAAAUAUAGCUCUUUACUAA
Molecule: messenger RNA, 962 nt
Organism: Cornus florida
Lineage: Eukaryota; Viridiplantae; Streptophyta; Magnoliopsida; Cornales; Cornaceae
Exons: 2
Coding region: 69-677 (202 amino acids)
Source: RefSeq, a predicted model, not a curated record